Catharus ustulatus (Swainson's thrush) is the source of this 4693-nucleotide messenger RNA. It is a transcript of the gene BICD2, whose product is annotated as BICD cargo adaptor 2. Gene Ontology annotation, biological process: microtubule anchoring at microtubule organizing center; protein localization to organelle; regulation of microtubule cytoskeleton organization. The transcript has 8 exons. Gene Ontology annotation, molecular function: dynein complex binding; cytoskeletal adaptor activity; dynactin binding. The coding region runs from base 133 to 2637 and encodes 834 amino acids. The record is from RefSeq and is a predicted model, not a curated record. Gene Ontology annotation, cellular component: cytosol; Golgi apparatus. NCBI's taxonomy places the organism in Eukaryota, Metazoa, Chordata, Aves, Passeriformes, Turdidae.
GCCCGUCGAUGGCGGCCCCAGCGGGCCCUGCCGUGGCCGCCUGCGGGCCGUGCCGUUGUUAGGAGUGGCAGACGGGCUGCGCGUUCGCCCCUUCGCCCAUCCGCCUCGGCGGUCGGCGGCCCCUCCGCCGACAUGUCGUUGGCCAUGGAGGAGGAGGAGUACGCCCGACUGGUGAUGGAGUCGGAGCCCGAGUGGCUGCGGAGCGAGAUCAAGCGUCUCUUCCAGGAGCUGGGCGAGACCACCCGGGAGAAGAUCCAGGCGGCGGAGUACGGGCUGGCAGUGCUGGAGGAGAAGCAGCAGCUGAAACAGCAGUAUGAGGAGCUGGAGCUGGAGUACGAGACCAUCCGCACCGAGAUGGAGCAGCUGAAGGAGGCUUUUGGACAGGCCCAUACCAACCACAAGAAGGUAGCAGCAGAUGGAGAGAGCAGAGAGGAAACCUUGAUUCAAGAGUCAGCUACCAAAGAAGAAUACUACAUGAAGAAGGUUAUGGAGUUGCAAACAGAACUGAAGCAGAUAAGAAAUGUCCUUACCAACACACAGUCUGAAAACGAUCGCCUUAAUUCUGUUGCACAGGAACUGAAGGAGGUCAACCAGAAUGUGGAGAUCCAAAGGGCCCGGCUGCGAGAUGAUAUUAAGGAAUAUAAAUUCCGAGAAGCACGUUUGCUGCAAGACUAUACUGAACUUGAAGAGGAAAACAUCUGUCUCCAGAAACAAGUGUCUGUCCUGAAGCAAAGCCAGGUGGAGUUUGAAGGCUUGAAACAUGAAAUCAAAAGGCUGGAAGAGGAAACUGAGUUUCUCAAUAGCCAGCUAGAAGAUGCCAUCCGGCUGAAGGAGAUCUCUGAACGCCAGCUUGAGGAGGCCUUGGAGACACUGAAGACAGAACGGGAGCAGAAGAACAACCUUCGGAAGGAGCUGUCUCACUACAUGAACAUCAAUGAUUCCAUGUACAACAGCCACUUAAACAUCUCUUUGGAUGGGCUGAAGUUCAGUGAUGAAGCCACAGAGCCCAAUAAUGAUGAAAUCAUUAAUGGAUUUGAGCAAAACUGUCUCAGCAAACUCAGCAAUGGCAAGAACAGUACUUCAACACCCAAGAAAAAUGAAAGCUUCCCUCCAGCCCCCAGUCUGGUUUCAGAUCUUCUGAGUGAAUUAAACAUUUCUGAAAUCCAGAAGCUGAAACAGCAGCUUGUGCAGAUGGAAAGAGAAAAGGUUAACUUGUUAACAACACUGCAGGAAUCUCAGAAGCAGCUGGAAAAUACACGGGGGGCCCUCUCAGAGCAGCAUGAGAAAAUUGGCAGGCUCACUGAAAAUCUGAACGCCAUGAAGAAGCUCCAGGCCAGUAAGGAGCGUCAGUCAGCCCUUGACAAUGAAAAGGACCGAGAUAGCCAUGAGGAUGGAGACUAUUAUGAAGUUGACAUCAAUGGGCCAGAGAUCCUGGAGUGCAAGUACAAAGUGGCUGUGGCGGAAAUUACUGACCUGAAAGAAGAACUCAAAAAUUUGAAGGCAAAAUACGAAGAAUGUGAAUCGAAGUAUGAGGAAGAGAAGAGUAGAUACGAGACUGAGAGCCAAGCUCUCACUGAAAAGAUCACCUCACUGGAAAAGUCCAGUAGGCAUGAUAGAGAACAGAUGGCCAGGCUGGAGAAGGAGCUGAAGAAAGUCAGUGAUGUUGCUGGAGAAACACAGGGCAGCCUCAGCGUGGCCCAAGAUGAACUAGUUACCUUCAGUGAAGAGCUGGCCAAUUUGUACCACCACGUCUGCAUGUGCAACAAUGAAACUCCAAACAGAGUGAUGCUGGACUACUACAAGGAAGGUAAAGGUGGACGCAGUAGUCCAGAGACCAAGGGAAGAAGGUCUCCCGUUCUUCUUUCUAAAGGGCUGUUAACUAUUGAGCUGGGAAAGGCAGAGAAUGGAAGUGGUGACAGCAGCCCAUCCCUGGCGUCAUCUCUGCCAUCCCCUGUGUCAGAUCCUCGGAGGGAACCGAUGAACAUUUACAACUUGAUUGCAAUAAUUCGGGAUCAGAUCAAACACCUGCAAGCUGCUGUGGACAGAACAACCGAGCUGUCCAGGCAGCGCGUUGCUACUCAGGAACUUGGGCCAGUGGUGGAUAAAGACAAGGAAGCUCUCAUGGAAGAAAUCCUGAAGCUGAAGUCCUUGCUGAGCACCAAGAGGGAACAGAUAGCAACUCUGAGAACUGUGCUGAAAGCCAACAAACAGACUGCAGAAGUAGCCCUUGCCAACUUAAAAAGCAAGUAUGAGAAUGAGAAGGCAAUGGUUACGGAGACCAUGAUGAAGCUGCGAAAUGAGCUGAAGGCUUUGAAAGAAGAUGCUGCCACCUUCUCUUCCCUUAGAGCUAUGUUUGCUACAAGAUGCGAUGAAUAUGUCACACAGCUGGAUGAAAUGCAGCGGCAACUUGCAGCAGCUGAGGAUGAGAAGAAGACUCUGAACUCCUUGCUUCGGAUGGCUAUCCAACAGAAACUGGCCUUGACUCAGCGCCUGGAACAUUUGGAACUGGACCAUGAGCAGUCCAAAAGGGUGCGCACAAAGUCUGCCUCCAAAGCCAAGGGCAGUAAUCCCAGUGUAAGUCACAUUCGGUCCUGUGGAGACAGGUCUGAAGGAUCUGUCCUGAACAACCAGCUGUAGAGUAGUCCCUGGAGAAGGCCCUUCCAACAGUGCAACAGCAUUUCUUAGCCCUCCUGACUCUGGUUCAAAGUGGUAGCCCAUUGCACACAGAAUGGAAACCACUGACCUGAUCCUAACUUUUGAAAACACCUUUUCCUAUAUACUACCUGAAACCUUCCCUUUCUGUCUGAAGCUAUAAAACAAACAAGCUUUACCUAUAAGUGCUGCUGCAGUAAGAAACCUUACAAGUGCUGAAGAAACCUACUUCAAAUGUAAUGCUCACCAUAUUAGUCUGUGCUCUCCUACAAAUGUUGGAUGGGGGAAUUUACUUCAUUGCAGAUGCUAAUUUUUUACCUGAUUGCUAAACCUGUGCACUUUGGAUAUUUUUCUUUAGCUUCUUUAAUUCCUUAUGUAGAAGAGUUUAUAUAAAUGCAGUGGUUUGUGCUCAUAGUCUCUCUCCAAUUUGAAACUUAUGACUUAUGAAUUAUAUAUCAGCAUGUGGCAGAGAUUUUGGGGGGAGGGUCUAGAUUGUGAUUAGAAAUUAGUUUCAGCAAAAAGCAGAAGCUCUGCUAAACUAUGUGCUGUGCUUCAGCAUCUUUUUUUAUUAAAAUGUUAUGCUUUAUAUGUUUAAAUUACUGAUUUUUUUUUUUUUUUUUUUUUUUUACUGCCAUGUUCAUUAAGAAAUCCAGGGUAUUCAAAUUCUGGGGUUUUUUUCAUAUCGUAUUAUUAUUCUUAGGAAUAGUUCAAUGUAACAAGAAGAAAACUUGACUUUGCUCUGGUUAUAACAGUAAUAGGCACUUGAAAGAUAUUAAAUAAGUAGUAUUACAUAUAAAUUCCAGAAUUCCUGGGUUUUAGGAAGGUGAAGUAUUAUCGAUUAACAGAAUUUUAUACAACUAUACCAGUUAAAUUCCAAAUUGGAAUUGUUUUGUUACUUUUUCAUUUUAUUGUGCCAAAUUAUGGUACAUUUAGAAAGAAAAAUUCUAAAGUGGUCAGUGAUAGGGUGUUAUCUGUCAGCGCCUUCUGUCACUCAUUAUUGCCAGUAGUGCCUUUGAUCAUUUGAAGGGAGACUCUUAGAGUAGCAUAGGCUAAGUCCUGUCACUUAGGAAUAGAAUGGCUGGUUUAGAAUUUGUUAAAGAUGUGGAGCAAUAAGUGCAAAGUGAACUCCCAUUUCGCACAUUUUUAAUGGUAGGCUUACUAUAGAGUUUAUAUAUUCAAGAAAUUGUAAAAAAUUCUGUUAGUCAAUGAUAUUUCAUCAUGCACAUCCUUGCAAAUACAAGGGUAUAGACGGGAAAAGAAUCAAAAUCACAGCCUGAACAAACCUGACUACACUUUGGGAACCAAAUGGACUCAUGUUGAACAGAUGAGCAGUGUAUGACCACAUUUAUGGUAUCAGUCCGGGAAUGCGUCAGGAAUGUCGCUGUCUGUGGGUGGUGGGGGGCAGGAGCUACGGCGCUGUGUUCAGAUGUGAUCUCCUUUGCAUGUUUGUCUCUAAUUGUGAUUUCAGCAAACAGAAACAGAGAAGUGCAUCAACAAGCCAUGCCAGGUUUGGUGAGGCUAAUGUGGAUGAUUAAAUUGAUACUUGCUGGAGGGGAGCCCCCCCACUUCUCAAUAAAAGUACAAAUUGAACUAAUAUUGACAGUGCAGUAAAGAUUUCUGUUUGCUGGAAAAAACAUUAUUAUUCCUAGACGUGGGGACUUACACUUCCAUCUUCUGUUACAGUAUUGAUUCAUAAGAAAUAUUGUUGCAUUUAAAAUUACUACAUUUGUAUGUGGGUAUUUAUUUGAAAUUAUGUCUAAGUACUGUAUUAUGUUCUAUGUGCAUUACCUUUUAGUGGUGGGUUGGUCUCCAUUUAACGUCCUGUGCAUGUAUUCUUGCCAAGUAACCUUUACACAGAUCUGGAAAACAAAAAAGUUAAACUUCUGAAAAGAAUAACUGUGUGUUAAUUGGAUUACCUUAGGAGGAGGGGUGGAGGUCAAAACACUGCUUCCAGAUUAAUAAAAUAGCUGUUAAUCUAGGAAAGCAAUGUGCCUGUGUAAAGGUAAUCACAUUGGCAGGAGCAAUAAAAGAGAAAAAGGAA